AUGGUCGUAAAAAAUUUUUCUAAUUCGUUUUCAGUUUUCCGAUUUGAUCAGAUCAUUUGGUGUAUUAUGUCGAAUUCUAGUGUUAUUGAUGGUGAUUUGUAUUCUUCUAUGAGUGAGAGUGAAGAAGAAGAUGUUGAGAACUCAUUUUUUGAAGGUGGUGAAUCUUCAAGUUCAGUACAUGAUUCACAAUAUUUUGAUGAUAUAAUUGGAGAACAUGUCUAUAAGCCAGAUGUACCUGUUCAACUUAUUCCAUUUAAGGGUUUAAUCUUCAAAUCAUUAAAGUUGGCUAUCAAAAUGUAUUCUGAGUAUGCUGAAAUUGGUGGUUUUGAUGUUAGACCGAGCACACAGUCAAGGUUUGAUAACAAGAUUAUAAAGAAGAAACAUGUUAUAUGUAAUCGUGGUGGUAAACAGAAAAAGAAAUCUUGUGACACAUUUUUUGAUGAACUUCACAUCCAUCCACUUGAGGAGAGAAGCGAUUUAAAAAAGGCGAGACAAAUGUCAUAUUCAGAAAAAGAGUUUAUUGUGCAUGCUUCCACAUUAAAAAUAGGUCCAACUAUGGCUCAUAAGUUAUGGUCAAGUCUGAGAGGUGGGUAUCAGUUUGUAAAGCCCAAAGUAGCUGACUAUAAAAAUUUAAGGAGAGAUAUCAACAGGGUUAUUGGUUAUAAAGAUGCCCAAAUGAUAGUAAACACAAUGAAUGACCGUCGAGCUCAUUAUCCAAAUUACUCAUUUGAGUUUAAUUAUCAAGAUGAUGUUUUGGACUGUAUGUUUUGGGUUGAUGAAAUGGAGAAGGCAUAUUAUGCUGAAUUUGGUGAUGUUAUCUCGUUUGAUGCGACUUUCCGAACAAACAAGUAUCGAAUGGUUUUUGUUCCGUUUACUGCUAUUGACCAUCAUAAAAAAUCGGUUACUGUUGGAUCUGGGUUGCUAAGUAAUGAAAGCAUUGAGUCUUACUCUUGGUUGCUUAAAGCAUUUCUUAAAACUCAUGGGAAAGAACCAACACUUGUUUUAACCGAUCAAGAUGCUGCAAUAAAACAAGCUGUUGAGAAUGUGUUUCGUAAUUCAAAGCACCGAUUAUAUGAUUUAUUUACAAACACAAACUUUAGAAAAAGGUUUUCGAAGCUUUUUUGGGACAUUAAUAUGAAACCUGAUGUUUUUGAGGUGAAGUGGGGUUUGCUUAUGAAGGAAUUCAAUCUUGAAGACACAAGAUAG
Molecule: messenger RNA, 1206 nt
Organism: Lactuca sativa (garden lettuce)
Lineage: Eukaryota; Viridiplantae; Streptophyta; Magnoliopsida; Asterales; Asteraceae
Product: protein FAR1-RELATED SEQUENCE 5-like
Source: RefSeq, a predicted model, not a curated record